AUGGAGCCGCAGCUGGGGCUUCAUGAGCUCCUGCAUGUCUUCUCCUACCUGGAGGCGCGAGACCUGCUCUGCGCCGCCCAGGUGGACAAGGCCUGGAAUGAGGUUUCAACAACCAAGGAACUGUGGAGGCAGCUGUGUCUGAGACGGUGGUCCUCAUGUAAGGCCUCCCACAUGGUCCUGGGCACCCAGACAUGGAAACAGUACUAUCUCUGCCGAUCCGAGCUGGAAUUCCGAAUGGAGUCGGGGAGGCCAGAGAAGGAUUUCACUUGCAAAGCCAUUGCUGGCCACAAAGGAGAGAUAGACGAGUUGGCAUACAUCUCAAACAAUGAGUACCGUUUUGAUGGGCAGGAGAAGUCGGUGGUGUGCACUGUGUCCUCCGAUGGCACUGUGCGUGCCUGGGAUGUACACGAGGGCAUUGAGAUCUGGUCCAGCCCUCUCCAGCCUGCUGCUUUGGUGAACUUAGUGACCUACCCUCGGCUGCAGCUGGUUGUCACCGUGGAUGAGCGAGGACAGAUCAAAGCAUGGAAGGCAGAGGACGGGUGGGAGUUGGCCUGCUACUGCCUCCCCUCACACUCGUCUGCCUUGGAGGCCUGUGACCACCCGGACGGCCCCUUCCUGCUGGCCGCCUGUGCUGAAGGGGCUCUCUACACCUUGACCCUGCCCCAGCUGCAGCUGCUUUCCAAAGUGAGCGUGUUUCCCAACAACCCCAUGAGUCUUCUUUGCUCUCCUGACUGGCAGUGGGUGUUCGUGUCGACGAGGAACUCAGACCUGGGCCCGAAGGUGUUCCAAACGUGCUCCUUGCUGUGUCCAUUGGAAGACGAGUCACCUGUCUCCGCCACCCUCCCCAUCUUGCUGACCUCCAGAGCUUGCUGGGCACCUGAUGAGGUGGCCAGGCUCAUAGUGAUGCACAGAAGUGAUAACGGCAUGCAGUUGGUUGUUACUACUUAUGAGCUAGAGGCCAAGAAGUCCAGGGAUAAUGUGGACAUUCUGGUACAAGAAAUUGCAAGUUUCCUUCUGUCGGAUACCAUGAUGCCGCCUCAUCUCAUGAAGGGCCAUGGCUCUCAGGUGAUCCUGCUGGUGUCAGGCUCAGAAUUGGUGCUCUUCACUAUCCAUGGCCUCCAACUGGCAGCCUUCCAGGACCACCAGCGGCCCAUCACAUCCAUGUGGGUGGACCAGAGCCGCGUCAUCACCUCUUCCUUUGACCUCUCCUUGAGAGUCUACAUGUGGAAUAAAGAAAAUAAAUUUCCUGUCCUCAAGAGCUGCUAUCAUUUGCUUGGGGGGUCCCACAGAUGGGCCAGUGGGUUCACCCAUGUGGAGAGUGACAGCAUGAGCAUCGUGGGUGUGGAAGCCAGGAGCAUGGGCACGAGUAUCCUUAGGUCCUACUACUUUGAAGUGCAGCACAGCUGAGGGAAUGGUGUCCGUCUCAGAGCUUGGAUCCAUACAGCAGCGGAAGUGAUUGUUUCAUCAGCAUUGGGAGAGGACUGUUGACUAUCAAAUGCUUGCCAGCAGCCAAGCUCUGGGCUUUAUGGCUUUAUAUUUAAAUUCUCCUAAGUAAGGUCAGUAUUAUCACUGUUUUUCCAGACAGGAAUAUGCGUGACAACAGGAGUGCAGUUAACCCAUUAAGUUAACUGAUUAUUCAGCUCAUGUUGAUUCUGGGUUUGUAACAUGGUUGGUUUUUGUUGUUUGAAUAUGUAAUUAAGUAAAUAUUUUUUAAUCUUCCUACUCUGUGGUGUAAAAUGGGUGUUUUCCCCAGGCAGUCGUGUGCAGUGUCAUGGAUAAGGCACUCUGCUAGUCUCUAGGAGAUAUGCUGGCAGAACCAUGGACAGGGCCAUAGGGACAAAAUCCUGUUCUGUGAUUAGUGGUGAGGAUGUGAAGAAAAAGGAACCUUCAUGGGACUGCUGUGCAACUCCUGUAGAAAACAGUAGGAAGGUUCUUCAAAAAUAUUAAAAACCGAUAACAUGAAACAGCCAUUCCACUGCUGUGUAGCUACCUACAAAAGCAGUCAUUUAAAGGGAAAAAUACACCCCUAUGUUCAUUACUAUUAAUAAUAGUCAUUAGGGAAGCAGCCUAAAUGCCCAGAGAUACAGCAGUGAAUUAAGGAGUGGUUUACAUAUGCAAUGAAACACUACUCAGUGAUGAAACAAAAGAUGAACUCUUGCCAUUUGUGACAACAUGUUUAGAACUGGUGGCGGAUUAUGGUAAGUAAAGUAAGUCAGAAGGGGAAAGAUAAAUAUCAGAUAUGUGGAAUACAGAGGGGAAAAAAAGUGGAACUAGAGAAAAUUAAACCAAAACAAGCCCUAGAAAUAUGACUGCAGACUUGUGGCUACUAGAGGGAGAGAAAGUGGGUGAGAACAAAGGGGUUAGGGGACCCCAAGGCCUAGACUAGUACAGGAUUAUGGGUGCUUUGAUGGUGGGGGUUGUUGUGGAAACAACAUACAUCUGAGAUUUGAACCUGUACUCCUGAGCCAUAUGUGUUGUUAACAAUGUUACUUCAAUAAAAGA
This is a messenger RNA of Condylura cristata (star-nosed mole), 2502 nucleotides long. Its product is annotated as F-box/WD repeat-containing protein 12-like. Gene Ontology annotation, molecular function: protein binding. Bases 1 to 1407 code for a protein of 468 amino acids. The record is from RefSeq and is a predicted model, not a curated record. NCBI's taxonomy places the organism in Eukaryota, Metazoa, Chordata, Mammalia, Eulipotyphla, Talpidae. The transcript is spliced from 10 exons.